Molecule: messenger RNA, 2203 nt
Organism: Pangasianodon hypophthalmus (striped catfish)
Lineage: Eukaryota; Metazoa; Chordata; Actinopteri; Siluriformes; Pangasiidae
Gene: tmlhe
Product: trimethyllysine hydroxylase, epsilon
Exons: 8
Coding region: 240-1478 (412 amino acids)
Biological process (GO): carnitine biosynthetic process
Cellular component (GO): mitochondrion
Molecular function (GO): trimethyllysine dioxygenase activity; iron ion binding
Source: RefSeq, a predicted model, not a curated record
AGGGUGAGAGGGUGGGAGAGAGCGAGAGAAAGAGAGAUAGAGAGAGAGAAACCGUUGCAUGGAAGUCAUCUGUUGUAAUUUAACUCUGAACGACAGUGACACAGAAGACUCAUCAGUUUAAUAAUUAAUUUUCGUGACUGUAGCUGUGUUUUUUUCAUGAAAGCUGUGAAUUAAAGCUUCUUUUGGAAUAGAGAGAGUGAAGUUCAUCAGUCCUGCCAUCUUUCUAACACACAUCCAUCAUGGCUUUGCUCCAGACGUUUUUGAAGUUGCGAGGGUCUGCGCAGUCGGUGACUCGGGCCUGGGGUUGUGCACCCGUGAUGGUUGGAAGCAAAAGAUGCCAACACACAGCACCUCAGGAUACUUGUAACUGGCAGCUGCUAGACGACUGCUUUGAACUCCGUUAUGGUGGUCUUGUGAUGCACUUCAACUACGUGUGGCUGAGGGAUCACUGCCGCUCUGCCUCGUGCUACAACUCCAAAACCAACCAGCGCAACUUAGACACCGGCAGCAUUGACCUGGACAUCCGGCCCACGAAGACCCGGGUGGACGAGGAGAAUCUCUUCCUUACAUGGCCUGAUGGUCACAUUACACGCUACAACCUGGCCUGGCUGGUGAAGAACAGCUACGAGGGCCAGAAAUUGAGUGCUAUACAACCACGCAUCCUGUGGAACUCAGAGAUUUACACCAACGCUAAGGUGCCUUCCGUCAGCUGGGAAAAGUUCAUGAACUGUGAUGAAGAGCUGAAGUCAUUUCUGAACAACUUCUUACUGUAUGGCAUUGCGUUUGUAGAAGACGUUCCAGCCACAAUCGAUGCAACUGAAACAGUGACCAAAAGAGUUAGCGUUAUCAGAGAGACGAUCUAUGGCCGAAUGUGGAGCUUCACCUCUGAUUUUUCCCGUGGUGACACAGCAUACACAAAGCUGGCCCUGGACCGCCACACGGAUACGUCUUACUUCCAAGAGCCUUGUGGGAUUCAGGUGUUCCACUGUCUGAGGCAUGAGGGGACAGGCGGCAGGACUCUGUUAGUGGACGGCUUCUACUCAGCAAACAAAGUGCUCAAGCAGUCUCCUGAAAACUUCGAGCUUCUCUCACGUGUCCCCAUCAAACACGAGUUCAUUGAGACCCUCGGCAACCAUAGCAACCACAUGAUCGGCAUCGGCCCUGUUCUCAACGUCUACCCCUGGAACAAUGAAGUCUACAUGAUAAGGUAUAACAACUAUGACCGUGCCGUGAUAAACACAGUUCCUCACAGCGUGGCACAGCGCUGGUAUGUGGCACACAGACAGCUCACAGACGAGCUCAGGAAACCCGAGAACGAGCUGUGGGUCAAACUCAAACCGGGCAAGGUUCUCUUCAUUGAUAACUGGCGAGUGCUGCACGGUAGAGAAUCCUUCACAGGACUUCGUCAGCUCUGUGGCUGCUAUUUGACCAGAGAUGAUGUGCUCAACACAGCUCGCUCCCUGGGCCUUCAGGCUUGAUCUUCAGCUGACCAGCACAAGAACACCAAACACCAAAGAACAAGCUUAAUCCACAUAGUCUAGCAAAAACCCAGAACUGCAGAAUUGCUGAAAUCUGCGAAUCUCAUAAGUUCACAUUCACACAUUUUAGUUAAAGGGUAAGGAGUUCUGAGGAGUUCCUUAUCACUACAAGCAAGGAAUCAUUCUUAUGGUUCUAUCAGUUUUAUUAAAGAUACGUUAGAAGAAUACACACAGGGAACUGAGGCUGGGCGAUACAAGGAAGAACAGUUCUAGCACUUUGACCAUGAUGAUAUUCAUGGUUAUGCUUUCAAUUAAAAAUGAAAAUGUUUUAAUGUUGGAAGGGUUGUACUAACACACCAUGGUUUAUGUUCAUGUAUUAUAGUCUUUUAUGAGCGAAACUUGCAAAUAAAUGUAGUCUGCUGUAAUAAUAUCAGCAAAAUUGUGCUGUCAAAGACAGUCAAAAGACAAUACAGUAAUUUACUGUGUGAAGAAUUGACAUAGAUAAACUGUAAGAUGUUGCGGUAAUCAAACUUCCAGAAAAACACAGUUAUUAUUUUACAGUUCUUCCCAAGGUGGUAAAUUGACAUAUAAACCAACAAAUAUUACAGUAAUUAACCUUUCAGUAAUAGAUAAUUGUAAUUGUAUCAAUUUAUAUUGUAAUACACUAACAUCAAAUGCCAAAUUACAGUAAUUAAGGUGUCAUUAAAACAGUUACUGUUAUUUUA